Messenger RNA from Moesziomyces antarcticus, 1494 nucleotides. Its product is annotated as mitochondrial cytochrome. The record is from RefSeq and is a predicted model, not a curated record. Gene Ontology annotation, molecular function: heme binding; L-lactate dehydrogenase (cytochrome) activity. The coding region runs from base 1 to 1494 and encodes 497 amino acids. Lineage: Eukaryota; Fungi; Basidiomycota; Ustilaginomycetes; Ustilaginales; Ustilaginaceae. Gene Ontology annotation, biological process: lactate metabolic process. The transcript has a single exon.
AUGCUCAAGUUCGACGAGGUUCAAAAACACAACUCGCGCGAGUCGUGCUGGGUGGUGGUGCACGGCAACGCGUACGACGUGACCGAGUUCCUCCCCGACCACCCGGGCGGAGCGGGCAUCAUCCUCAAGUAUGCCGGCAAGGACGCCACGGAGGAGUACGACCCCAUCCACCCGCCCGGUACGCUCGAGGAAAAUCUGCCCAAGGAAAAGUGUCUCGGCCCCGUAGACCCCUCGACGAUCAAGAAGGAGGAGAAGGUGGAGAAGAAGCAGGUGGUCAAGGAUGAGGGGGGCGUGCCGCCGCUGUCGCAGUGUCUCAAUCUGUACGACUUUGAGGUGAUCGCAAAGAGGGUGCUUAAGCCGACGGCUUGGGCGUACUACUCGAGCGGUGCCGAUGACGAAGUCACCAUGCGCGAGAAUACCUCGGCGUUUGGAAGGAUCUGGUUCCGACCCAGGAUUCUCAGGGACGUCAGCAAGGUCGAUUUCUCCACCUCGCUGCUUGGUCAGAAAUCCACCCUGCCGGUCUACAUCACCGCCACCGCCCUCGGCAAGCUGGGCCACCCCGAUGGAGAGAAGAACUUGACCGUGGCGGCGGGUAAAGAGGGUGUGAUUCAGAUGAUCCCCACGCUGGCCUCGUGUUCGUUUGACGAGAUUGUGGCCGCCAAGACGCACGAUGCCCAGGUGCAGUUCAUGCAGCUCUACGUCAACUCGAACCGCGCCAUCACCGAAAACAUCAUUGCCAAGGCCGAAAAGGCGGGCAUCAAGGGGCUUUUCGUCACCGUCGAUGCGCCCCAGCUCGGACGCAGGGAGAAGGAUAUGCGCAUGAAGUUCGACGAUGUCGGCAGCGAUAUGCAGAACCAGAACAAGGACAACGUGGAUCGAUCCCAGGGCGCAGCACGCGCCAUCUCGAGCUUCAUCGACCCCUCGCUCAGUUGGGACGACCUCACCUGGUUGCGAUCGGUCACCAAAAUGCCGAUUGUGCUCAAGGGCGUUCAGACGUGGGAAGACGCCGUACGUGCCGCCGAACUCGGUCUGAGCGGUGUGGUGCUCUCCAACCACGGCGGUCGACAACUCGACUUUGCGCGCUCCGGUAUCGAGGUGCUCGGCGAAGUGGUCGAAGCGCUCAAGGCCAAGGGACUCUUCCCCAACCCCAUGUUCCAGAUCUUUGUCGACGGCGGUAUUCGCCGCGCCAGCGAUGUCCUCAAGGCCGUAGCUAUGGGUGCUACAGCCGUGGGUAUCGGUAGGCCGUUCUUGUAUGCCUACUCGGCGUACGGAAGCGAUGGUGUCGUGCAUGCGUUGCAGCUGCUCAAGGCCGAGAUGGAGAUGAACAUGCGGCUGCUCGGCGCGCCUACGCUCAAGGACGUCGUGCCCGAGAUGGUGGAUGCCAGGGCUCUGGGAACGCACGUCAACUUUACGCCCGUGUCGCAUGGACACCAGAUCUACGAAAAGCUCCAGACUGCGGUGGGCAUGCCCGGCGAACCGGCCAACAAGCUUUAG